GUUGUCAUUCAUCGCGCAUUGAGAACUCAACCCGAUAAUGUGUUCGUCCGCGGAUAGUAAAUGCAUAAAAUCGCACAAUUUUACCAUCCCACGAUGAUACAUUUUUUUGAUACCGAGGUGUGCAAUUGUGAUACAUGUGGACAAUGUGAAUGGAAAAACAAGAGGCGGUUUUUAAUUUUGACGUUGCUCACUUGAGAUGGAAAAAGAAGUUUAGACUUGCUUAUUUCGUGAACGUGAACGAGGACCCGCUCUAAAAGUGACUGAAUAAAAAUGCGCAACAUUCAUUCGUUACUACGAGAAACAAGCAAAUGAAGCUGGUAGCAGUAUUUUGUCUCGUUGUGGCUUCGGCCACAUGCGAGGUAAUGAAAGCAUACCCUCAAAGAGACUUAGCGUGGUGGGAAAGGGGUGUCAUUUAUCAAAUUUACCCCAGGUCGUUCAAGGACUCAGACGGUGAUGGAGUCGGCGAUCUGAAGGGUAUCGCAGAGAAAGUCGAUUACCUUUCGAAUUUAGGUAUCAAAGCGGUGUGGCUUUCUCCUAUUUUUCGUUCACCAAUGGUUGAUUUCGGCUACGAUAUCUCUGACUUCAGAGCUAUUGAACCUAUGUUCGGAACCAUGGAAGAUUUCGAAGUACUGAAGGAGUUAUUCCAGAAAAAUGGACUGAAAAUAAUUCUUGACUUCGUGCCGAACCAUACAAGUGAUCAACACGACUGGUUUGUACGAUCCGUCGCAAGAGAGGACCCUUACACAAAUUAUUACGUUUGGGUUGAUGCUAAGUAUGUAAAUGGGACCAGAUCACCCCCAAAUAACUGGCUAUCAGAUUUUGGAGGGUCAGCGUGGACUUGGAAUGAAAAACGGAAGCAAUACUUCUUACAUCAGUUCCACCAUAAACAGCCCGAUUUGAACUACAGAAAUCCUCUCGUGGUUCAAGAAAUGAAGGAUGUUUUGACAUACUGGAUGGACAAAGGAGUCGAUGGUUUUAGAAUGGACGCUGUGAUGACGAUUAUCGAAGAUGAUCAGCUGAGGGACGAGCCGCCAUCCAACAAACCAGACGUCCUGCCCACAGACGUCGAAUUCCUCACUCACAUCCACACUAGGGAUCAGCCAGGAACGUAUGACAUCAUUAAACAGUUCCGAAAGCUCCUGGACGACUAUUCGGCCAAAACUGGCACUGUCAAGUUCAUGGCGACGGAAGCGUACUCAAAUUUAACAAACACGAUGAAAUACUACGGAGACACAUACUACCCUGGAGCUCACUUCACAUUCAAUUUCGGACCAAUCACUGGACUAUCUGCUCAAUCAAACGCAAAGAAAUUCAAAGAAGUGAUCGAAAACUGGUACAGAUAUCUUCCAGAAGGCAAAUGGUCUAACUGGGUGCUCGGAAAUCACGACCAACAACGCGUGGCCUCUCGCUACGGCAUCGACAUGUUGGACGGACUGCACAUGCUUCAAAUGUGCCUUCACGGUACCUCCGUGUCGUAUUCGGGUGAUGAGAUCGGAAUGACCGGUCCCUUCAUCCGGUGGGACCAGACCAAGGAUCCCCCAGCCCUCAACGUUGGACCUGAACGGUAUCUGAGAUUUACCAGGGAUCCCGCCAGGACUCCCUUCCAGUGGGCCUCAUGCACCAGUGCAGGAUUUUCGACGAACCCGAAGACUUGGCUCCCCGUCAAUCCUAACUACUGGUCGCACAACUUGGUCACAGAGAAGAAGAAGAACAGAAGCCACCUGAAAAAUUAUCAGAAGCUCCUGGCCUUGAAAGAAUCGCCUGUCAUACAGUUUGGCAACUUGAACGUUUACACACUAUCCGAUUGGGUGCUUGUCGUAACAAGGGCUCUGGAAGGACACCCAACUUAUGUGGUCGUACUGAAUAUCGGCUCAGAAAUAGAAUAUACGACAAAACUAAGCGCUGUCGCGAACCUCCCUGAACAACUCAAAUUACAUAUCUGCAGUCUUAACUGUGGGUACACGCCUGGAGUUCAACUUCAUACUGAGAAAAUCCAGCUCCGACCUAAAGCGGGUAUGGUCUUAUCAACCCAGAAAGGUGUUCAAGCUAGCAGAGAAGCCGAUGAGUCAAGUUCAGAACUUCAAAUGGAAUAAUUGUCCUAGUGAUAGCGCGAGGAUGCGCAUUAAGUAUCAUGGGUCAACAGCUCUAGCAAAACAAGAAAAGAAAAAAAAGAAGAAAAAUAAUGGACAAGAUGUAUAUUGAUAUUUCCAUUUUAGAUCACGCGAUGGAUUAGAAUGUAACAAAUGUAUGGUUGACUAAUUUUCAAAUCAUCCAUAAUCAAUGGAGUAGCAUAUAUUCUUGACCACGAAAAGUCGGUAAAAUAUCACGCAGUAAUACUAUUCAUUACACAUGCCUCGCUUAAGAAUUUUAGAAAAGACCAGUUCAUAUAUCAUAGGAAAGAAAUUAAUCCUGGAAGGAUUAUUUUUUUGUAGAACUUCGUCUUAAUGCUUCAUUGCAGUGCUAUUUUGAUGCGAAAUAUGAAGCGCCUUCAAAAUGAAAGAACGCAAUUUCGUACACCCGUCUGAAUUCACCAGUGUUUAUUCUGCAUCUAGAUUCGGGCGCCACGUAAAGACUCAAGUUAAUACUCUUUCAUGACAGAAUGGGUUAUUGUUCUAUCAACUACAGUUAAUUAAAAUUUAAACUCAUGAAUGAGGCUGAAAAAAUUUCACUCUCUAACAGUUCUGUUCCGAAAAUUGCGGUGCGCCUCAUGCAUUCAUACCCUUAAACAACAAUUUUUUGUAACAGUAAACUUUUUCGUAAAUCGUAAUACUAAUCUCAUCUAUUCAAGUUGAGAUUCGGUAAAAAAAAUUCAUUUUGAAGUAUUCUUAAUUUUGCAAUACAAUCUUUCUACAUAAUAUAUGUCGUUCAUCUCAAUAUGGUAUAUACACUGUGAAUAGAAUCUUAUUAACGUAAGUAAUGCAUGUAUCUUCAAGGCAAUGUGCAGAUAAAUGUUUUAAGGCACUACAGUACAAAGAAAUUCCAGGGAAAUGAAGAGGUAAGAGUGAGAGGGACUUAAGUGCAAUUACACUUAAUGACUUUAUUUGAUAAUGCAUUAAUUUAAAAUGUCACCACGUGGAAAAAAAUGCAUUAAUUUUCUUCAGAAUGAAUGCAGAUUUUCUUUUGAAAUUCUGUGUGAAUUUUCUUUGUGAUGUGGCGAAAAUGUCAUACAAUUUUGGAAACAGUUCACAUCCGUAAAAAAAUUAAGUUGUCAGGUAAAACUUGGAAACAUUGUGAUGCAUAAGCCCCUCUAGUUCUCAAUCUUUGUAAUAACAAAGUCAGGUAUUAGAAAAAGAAGCUAACGUCAGUUUUGUUGAUAUUUUUCUUCUAUUUUUUCUUUUUUAAGUCGAAUGAAACGACCAUCGUGAGGAAGUAAGUCUAUUUGUUUAACUUUAAGAGUUUUAAGCUUCAUCUCUGUGGGAUCAGCCCAGGAACGCGGACACAAAAUCAUGACAGUGAUAAGUUCGAUUAGUAUAUGGCUCAUAACGAACAUCGGCUCUAGCUGCUUAGAUUGCAUGCCCCUGUGUCGAGCCUAAAAAUUUCUAGGUGAAAAUGCCGGGAAAAACUGGAAAAAACACCAGGAAAAACUGCGCGGAUUCGAACAGAACUUGCACAGUACGAGAAACACGAUGGAUGACACAACCGGUGCAUACUUCACGACUCAGCACUGAGGUAGUCCGUCCUUUCCGGCAUUGAAUUCGGAAACGCAGAGGCGGAUCCAGCAAUUUGGCAACACCGGAUUCUCUCCAUUUAAACCUAUGUAAAAUAAUCGAUUUUUGUCGGAGCACCUGGUUCAUCCAAGAAUAUUUACAUUUCCAUAGGUUAAUAUGGAGAAAAGACAAUGUUGCCAAUUUGCUGAAUCCGCCACGUUACCGCCACUGUGGCGGAUUCAGCAAACUAAAUCCGCCACGUUACCAGUAACAAAGCGUCCGAAGUCAAUGACGCCACAAAUGGCACACUUGUUAAUAAAUUGUCCAUUUUUUGUCCUAAGAAUUAGGAUAGGAAGAGGAUUUCAAAAAGAUCUCAGGAAAGUAUUUUUGAUUAAUUUCGUUUCAAGUUAUGCCAGUCCUUAGGAUGUGACCUGUUUUUUUUUCUGUAAUAUAAGUUUAUUUAUUUUUUGUUGUAAGCUAUGCACUGUGAUACGAAGAGUGAGUGCAGAGUUGACGGAAUCAUUUUAGUUUCAUUUCACUGCAAAAUUCUUAUUUCAUUGGAUUGGAGACAAGCGCCUAAAGUUCAAGCUCUCAAAAUGGAGAAAUUUCGACCCUCGUGCAAAUUCAAAUCAACGGGUCCUUUUUAAAAGUACAAUGCUUUCCGUUCCGUAAUUCAUAAUCAUCCACAGUCACAUGAAAAUGGCUUGGUACUCUCCUGUUAUCAGAGUUUCCCCUUUGUCGCAGAAAAAAAAUCCUUUAAGGAAUUUUGAACUUAGUGAAAAUUGUUCAUACAAGCGCGGCACUUGCAGUGAUUCGAAGUUAAAAUGUUUUCAAACUACCACCCGAAUCCAUGAAUUCAAUCUUCGUUCGUUAAGCUUUAAGUAUAAAUUAUUUUAGUUAUUAAAAUGUAUUAAUUUAUUGUAUUACAUUAAGUCAAACUUUAAUUAUUUUUGUCGCAGAUACAGGGAAUAGGAAAUGGCACAAGAAGGCAAAUGACCAAAACAGGUAAUUUAAGAGAUUCCGUGCAUAAAUGACCCAAAUUGAUUUUUUCUUAACGUUCUUGAUUUAGACCCUUCUUGAUUUUGUUCCGAGAGAGACAGAUAUGAAACAAAAACAUCAAAUGAAUUACAUUUUGCAAUAAGGAACUACUAUUUGUAGCCCAUUUUAGAGACAUUAUACAUGCCAUUGGUUUCCCUAUGCAUAUAUGUGCUUUCAUAGGAGAACCAGAGAUAGUGAUCUUCCUUAUUGCAAAAUGUAAUCCAAAAAUAUCAACACCGUUGAUGCUACCGUAAAAAAGGAAAUAACCUUAAUUCUCAUUUUAAAAGAUUUAUCAUGCAUUUAAUUGCACUCUCAAAGAAUAUUAUUAUUCAUUGUAAUUUUCUUAUUGAUGUAUAUGUUUUACUGAAAACUUUUUUCCACGAAAAAUGUGAUACUCCUUCUAGUAUCAUUUCAUUUGUAAUCAAAGCUAUAAAUAUUGGAUAUCUGAAGUAAGGCGAACGCCGCUCAAAUGAGGGACAAUAAACUUAAAUAUUACCAAGAACAAUACAUACUUAUAUCAAGUAAGGGAAAUUGUUAAACCAAGCAUCACGUUAUAAAAGCUUGAAUUGGCGCUGUCCUAUUCCGAGCGUAUAUUCCGUAUCCUUCAAAGUUAAUGACUAAAAAUACUACAAAUUACAUGGAUCUGAUUCAAAUUGUAUAUACUUGUUUCAUUUUGAAGUUGUGAAAAAGACAUUCAUUCAGUGUUAGCAUUGGCUUGAUUUUCCAUGCCAUGACAAAUAAAAUAGGAAGCGUGGUUUCAUAACAAGCUUGGAAGUCGAGAAAAACUCACUCUCGUUAAAAUCGUUACUUGAUUAAGUUCCACUGAUCUACAACAAGACUUUCAGUUUCGCAAAUAAUUGAAAAUACAAUGUACAUACAGUGUAUACUCCAAUCUUAGUUAGUCAAUGAAAAGAGUAAGGUUCUCCGGAUAUGAUUUUCCUAACAUCAGAUAUGACUUUACAAAAUCAGAACUUAAGAGCCACCAGAUCAUCAGUGGCGAUUGAAGCCACCUUUGUUGAACUAAGUAUUUCUUAUUUAUUCGACCUACUAUUUAGUUUCUGAAAUGGCCGCUAGCCGCGUGAUAUAAUAGUAACAAAUUCAUAUAAUGGAUUUUAGCAUUAAGAUCAUGUUUCCUUCUUUUUAUUAUUUAUUUUCUGUGAAAUUUUCUAUUCCGUAAUAAUUUACUUUCAGCAUAGGAACAACGUAACUAAAAUGCGUACGUAUCAAAAAGAGCCUAAGUACAACACAAUUUGACUUACAUGUGUAGAAAUAAAUAAUUUUCAACAGACAAUUUCAAAUUUUAUCAGAAAUAAUAUUUUUUUGAAAUUGAACGAAGUUUCGUGUAUAAGUAAAAUUGUAAGGAAAGAAAAAAAUCGAAAUCUUCACUUUAAUUCUGCUUAUAAAAAGCUAUUGAAUGCAAAGGAUUCACUUAUAAUUAAUGUAAAUCUUUUGAUAAAAUUAAAAGAUUGAUAUAGUUUUGAA
Molecule: messenger RNA, 6167 nt
Organism: Bemisia tabaci
Lineage: Eukaryota; Metazoa; Arthropoda; Insecta; Hemiptera; Aleyrodidae
Product: maltase A3
Biological process (GO): carbohydrate metabolic process
Source: RefSeq, a predicted model, not a curated record